Molecule: messenger RNA, 1035 nt
Organism: Procambarus clarkii (red swamp crayfish)
Lineage: Eukaryota; Metazoa; Arthropoda; Malacostraca; Decapoda; Cambaridae
Source: RefSeq, a predicted model, not a curated record
UUAUUUGAAGACUUGACUACUCCUGAUCACUUAGUACAGUGAGUUCUGCGUAACUGGUUAGGUGACUGAUACUGCUUUUCAAGGCCAUUUAGUUUGUCUGGAAAGUGUCAAGAUUAUAUUUUGGGAGUGGAUUAGAGAGGACUUUCUCAAAGGCCGGUGAUAAAAAGACGCUGAUCAGCGUACGUUUGCUGUCAAAGUUUGACAAGAGGGUUAAUACAUAUUCGACACAUCCCAGAGUAAAGAUGACGGCCGCCAAUAACAGUAGUUUCCUAAUUCUCGAGCAAGAAUUUUUGGCCCAAAACGACCUAAUUCAAAGUAAUAUUACGACGUGGAGCAGCAACGUUGAACACGCUGAUGCAAGCCUCGUGCAAUCUAUCUGGGCCAUAGGAGGUGCCGUUACACUUUCGCUGAUGAUGAUAAUCUUCAUUGUCACCUAUUUCGUGAGAACAAUGAUGCCUCGCCAGGGGUAUGCAGAGUUCAGGGCGAGGGAGCGGCAGAUGGUUGGCAUAACUAAGCUACUGGAGGAGAUCCGUGGACAUCCCAGAAGUGUAAAAUCCUUUGAGCCUCUGACGGAAAGUGAAAAACACUUCCUCCUUCACGACUUUCACGAUUUCUUCUAAAUUUUUAAUUUUGAUCUAUAGUACUAACGUUAUAUAUCAACAGCAGAUCUUGGUUUUGUUUAGUCAUGCAUAUCCCUGUAACUUAAUCUUGUCUUUUUUUAUAUAAUAUCAGAUCAGAUAACGCAAAUUAGUCUAUUCUGGUGUUUGUGUAAUGGAGUUCUUAUGACGCCUGAUAGUAUUCCUUCAUGACCCCGGGCAACCAAUCCUGUUCAUCACACAUUCAAUUGACUAAUUUUUGCUUGCGAAAAAAUGUCUACAUUGCAUAGUUUUAUUGUUUAGAUCAAUCGGAACUAGACUUUUUAUGAGUGAUACCAUUUUCCGUAAAUGUAAUGGUGUAAAAUGGUUUUUAAUAAAAAAUGAAGUGUGAAAUGUCUAAAUUUAAUUGUGAAUGUUCACAAUAAAUGGUUAAUAAAGA